Stegastes partitus (bicolor damselfish) is the source of this 594-nucleotide messenger RNA. Its product is annotated as hemoglobin subunit alpha-1-like. Gene Ontology annotation, biological process: hydrogen peroxide catabolic process; oxygen transport. Gene Ontology annotation, cellular component: haptoglobin-hemoglobin complex; blood microparticle; hemoglobin complex. Bases 68 to 499 code for a protein of 143 amino acids. The record is from RefSeq and is a predicted model, not a curated record. The transcript has 3 exons. NCBI's taxonomy places the organism in Eukaryota, Metazoa, Chordata, Actinopteri, Pomacentridae. Gene Ontology annotation, molecular function: peroxidase activity; organic acid binding; heme binding.
GUAUAAAACCCCCCAUGGUUGGUGCUGAUCGCGGUAUUCAACUUUAACCAAACAAUCAAUAGACAAGAUGAGUCUCAACGCAACUGACAAGGAUGUAGUCAAGGCCUUCUGGUCCAAAGUGUCUGGCAAGGCUGAUGAGAUCGGUGGUGACGCCAUGUCCAGGAUGAUUCUGGUGUACCCACAGACCAAGACCUACUUUGCCCACUGGAAGGACUUGAAGCCCGGCUCUGGCCCAGUGAAGAACCAUGGAAAGAUUGUGAUGGGUGGAGUUGCUGAUGCUGUGAGCAAAAUCAACGAUCUGACUGGGGGUCUUCUGACCCUUAGUGAGCUGCAUGCCUUCACUCUGAGAGUGGACCCUGCUAACUUCAAGAUUCUGGCUCACAACAUCCUCGUGGUCUUGGCCAUCAUGUUCCCCACCGAAUUCACCCCUGAGGUCCAUGUGUCUGUGGACAAGUUCCUGGCUGCCCUGGCCCGGGCCCUGGCUGAGAAGUACCGAUAAACUGUGUGCAAGAGCAGCAGCGAUAACGGACAGCAGCAUGGGCUUGUACUCUUUCUGUUUGUCUGAAUUUCAAUAAAGAAACAAAUGCAAUGAAA